Entrophospora candida is the source of this 419-nucleotide messenger RNA. The record is from the annotation of a GenBank genome assembly. Lineage: Eukaryota; Fungi; Glomeromycota; Glomeromycetes; Entrophosporales; Entrophosporaceae.
AUAUUCAUUCCAAUGCUCCAAGAACCCGUCCUGAAUCAAGUACAGAAUGUCAAAGAUUUAGAGCUCAAUUAAGAAAUCUUGGUUUUGUUAAUCCAAUAAAAACAACAUCUAUGUAUGAAAGCCUAGAUGGUGAAAAUGAAUUGAGUGAGCAACUAAAAAAUUUUAGCGAUUUAGCAAAAAAGGCUAGAGAAAAUUAUAUUGUGGAGGUAUUCUGCAAUAAAAAUACAACUCAUUUAUCUAAGCCUAUUCCAAUAACCAAAGAAGAAGCAAUUGCUCAGGAGGAUGAAUUAAAAAUGACAAAACAAGAACUUAUCAUCAAGUUAGAAUCUCUCCUUGAACUAAUGGGUGAAAACUGUCAACAAAGAUAUCGUGGAUUUAGAUCAAAAAACAAAGGUGAUUUGUUAAUUAUAUUACAAGAG